Messenger RNA from Canis lupus familiaris (dog), 3399 nucleotides. It is a transcript of the gene ADPRHL1, whose product is annotated as ADP-ribosylhydrolase like 1. The transcript has 8 exons. Gene Ontology annotation, biological process: protein de-ADP-ribosylation. Gene Ontology annotation, molecular function: ADP-ribosylarginine-[protein] hydrolase activity; magnesium ion binding. The coding region runs from base 80 to 1138 and encodes 352 amino acids. The record is from RefSeq and is a predicted model, not a curated record. Lineage: Eukaryota; Metazoa; Chordata; Mammalia; Carnivora; Canidae.
AGAGGUCGGGGGCGUGCUGAACGCCGCGGAGCACGAGGCUGGGCACCUGCGGCCCGGUGGCCAGAAGAGCUGCUUCCCAAUGGAGAAGUUCAAGGCGGCCAUGCUGCUGGGGGCCGUGGGGGACGCUCUGGGGCACAGAAACGCCCGCAAGGACAGCGGCGCCCCUGGCAGGAAGGCCAGGGAGGAGCCGCAGACAGGCGGGGACCUGGACCAGCCGUCCCCAGAGAAGUGGUGGGUGAGUGACAACACCAUCAUGCACCUGACGACAGCCGGGGCCCUGACCACAGACUACUGGUGCCUGGAUGACCUGUACCGGGAGAUGGUGAAGCGCUAUGUGGAAGUCCUUGAGAAGCUUCCAGAACAUUGGGCUGAUCCAGCUACUCUGGAAGGCUGCUCCCAGCUGAAGCCAGACAACUACCUCCUUGCCUGGCAUACACCUUUCAAUGAGAAGGGCUCAGGAUUCGGAGCUGCCACCAAAGCCAUGUGCAUCGGCAUGCGGUACUGGAAGCCUGAGCGUCUGGAGACCCUAGUGGAAGUGAGCAUCGAGUGCGGCAGGAUGACCCACAACCACCCCACAGGCUUUCUCGGGUCCCUGUGCACGGCCCUGUUUGCAUCUUAUGCUGCGCAGGGCAAGCCACUGGAGCAGUGGGGCAGAGACAUGAUGCGGACAGUCCCGCUGGCUGAGGAAUACUGUAAAAAGACCAUCCGGCACCUGUCAGAAUACCAGGAGCACUGGUUCUACUUUGAAGCUAAGUGGCAGUUUUACUUGGAGGAGAGGAAACUCAGCGAAGACACGGGAAGUAAAGCCAUCUUCCCUGACCACUAUGACGCAGAGGAGAGGGACAAGGCUUACAGGAAAUGGAGUUCGGAAGGCCGAGGGGGCCGGCGGGGCCAUGACGCUCCUAUGAUUGCCUAUGAUGCUCUCCUUGGAGCCGGGGAUGACUGGACGGAGCUCUGCCACCGGGCCAUGUGUCAUGGAGGUGAGAGCGGGGCCACAGGGACGAUCGCGGGCUGCCUGUUCGGGCUGCUGCACGGCCUGGACACUGUCCCCGCGGGCCUGUACCAGGACCUGGAGCACAAGGAGGAGCUGCUGCAGCUGGGCGAAGCUCUAUACCGCCUGUCCACGGAGGAGAAGUGACCCCUCAGUUGCCAGAGGUGCCAAAAGAGCUGCCAGCAAAGUUACAUAAGCUGUGCCACUUAGAUUGGCCCUGGAGAAAGGUGUUCUGGUCUGGCCCUGACAUGGGCCUGGGGACGUCCGCCCACACUAGCCGGCAGGGGGCAGCCCCAACGAAGCCACAGACCUCAGCCCGCCUCUGGGAAGCACUGGCGCCACAGAAACAGCUUGGCUUUGGUGUGCGAACGGCUGCACUCCCGGCUGUCCUCACCUGCAUCAGGCUGCUCAGGCCAGGCGCCCGGGACACAGAGAAGGACAUGUGGGCCUGCCUGUAGGUCCGGGGUCAGGCAGCCACAGAAGGCCCGACCAGGGACCUCACCUCCACAGGUGCACGCGCACCGUCCCGUGGGAGAAUUCAUGCCCCUGGCCAUUCUGACUCAGUGACCUCAGGGGUGCAGAGGGCCAAGUUGGUACCUUGCAGGGACGCUGAGGGGCCUCCACAGGACCUGUGGGACAGCAUGGCCAGGCUGAUCGUGGUGGGGGGUGCCCAGUGACCCUGACACCCAGAGACGUCAGAGGGACGGGGUGCAGUCCACCCUGAGCUGUUCAGACCAUGGGGUCCUGGCACCCGUGGGCAAGGGAAGCUGCAGGGGCACAGGCCAUGGGGCUCGUCCCCAGGGCCUGUCUCCAGAGCUGUUCCAACCAUCGCACUCAGCCCCAAGCCAGGAAGGUGAAUGGAAAAGGCCAUGUGAGCCAUGGCCUCCAGUAGGGUGGCCAGCUUCUCUCAGAAGCCCUCACCCCAGCACCCCAGGCCCCACCUGCAAACCGGGGUCCUGGGCCCAGAGGCCCCCGGGGGCUCUGCUGCUGCCACCCUGCCAUGAGGCUGGGACCCUGCACACUGUGAUGGGCACUCAAGACCCCGUGGUGAUGGCAUGUGACAGCAUCAGCCUGCUGCUCAGUCCCAUCAUGAGCUCAGCCGGUGCUGCCAGGCCGGACCACACACCAGGUACGGAGCCCAGUGUCUGGACUCGGUGUGGAGGUGCUCGGCACUGCAGAGAUGGGUGUCCAGUCGUCGGCUGGGAGCAGCCUGGCUGGGGUGAGUGCUUUGGCCAGCGCUCCAGUCGGGAUGAGGCUUCCAUGGGCGUCUUCCGGAGCGCGGGCAGGGUCCCAGAAGGAGGGACGUGAGCAUGGACGGGCAGAUAGGACUGCAGCACGAGGACACGGUGCCAGGAACAAGGGGCUGUGGCCUCGCUGGCAGCGGGAGUUUGGACCCAGUUCUAGAAACAGUGGAGGCUGCAUCUGCAUGACGCUUGAGGAGCCGGAGCCUGUGGGUACAUGGGUGGAGUGCGGGGUCUCCUCUGGCUGCCUCUGGGUGGUGGGGAGACACAGCUCGUGGGCUGUGGAGGAAGCCUGGACUGCUGGUCCCAAGCUGAUGACAACCUGCCUUGGCAGGAAAAUGCAGUCUCCGGUGACCCUGCAGAGGGUAGGAGAGUGGGGUCCCUGCAGGCCACUGGAGGCCAAGGAAGCAGCAGCCGGGCAAUGAUGCCAACCUCCUCCACCAGAACAGGAGGUGCCAAAGGUCCCAAUGACACUGAAACCAGCCUGCUCUGACCCCAGGGCCGGGGAUGUGGGUAGCAGGGCACGGCCUCCCGGGGCGCCCCGCGUGCCUGCUGACCUCCCAGCGCUCCUGCAGCGGCUCACAUUGUGCACUGUGACUGUGCAGCCCUCCUGGCUCUCAGCCCUCCAGCUUAGGAACGGGUUUAGCUUUCUGUUUUGUUUUAGGGGCCUGACCACCACGGUGGCUCCCCAAACGCGCAGUUGUUUGAGAUCGGGAAAGAGCCUGAGCUAUCCCGGGGUUUCUCAAAGUGGGAUCCCUGGGCCAGUGGCAGCCACAGCAGGUUCUCAGGCCCCUGGCGGAUGAUGACAUCGGACAUAGUGGAGGCACCACCAGUCCUCGGGGUCAUCACAAGUAGUCUGGUAUCUGAAAACAAGGACAGCUGCUGUGCUGCACAAACUGACAGCAUCAGGGUGGACUGGGGGCUCUUGCGGGGAGCCUAUGGGGGCAGGCGUCCAAGAUCACAUCCCUCAAAGGGAGACCCUCAGCUCCUGGGCACGGGUUGGGGCCAGGUUGCCAGGCUACGGACCACCUGCGACCCCGGGCAGCCCCCGGGAGUGUGCGUGCUCCUCACAGCUGUCUAAAAGGAUGCAGGUGUGGCAUCUAUAAUCAGAGCCCUCUUUUCUGGAAAAUGCAUAAAAGCACAUAAAGAAAAGUAUUUUUGUGUUUC